Messenger RNA from Aphanomyces invadans, 3867 nucleotides. RefSeq lists its product as hypothetical. The coding region runs from base 56 to 3703 and encodes 1215 amino acids. The transcript is spliced from 12 exons. Gene Ontology annotation, biological process: potassium ion transmembrane transport. Lineage: Eukaryota; Oomycota; Saprolegniomycetes; Saprolegniales; Verrucalvaceae. Gene Ontology annotation, cellular component: membrane. Gene Ontology annotation, molecular function: potassium channel activity. The record is from RefSeq and is a predicted model, not a curated record.
GCCACUCACGGCAUUACCAACCCGUCGAUUGAACCGGCGCCGACCCCACGGCACGAUGGUGCAGACGUUAGGGGAGGCGGUUGCGCUGGGCGUGGAGACUGUGUCGUCCAUUCGGUUGAAGAAUGCGACUUGGAUCAACAACACGUUUGUCACCGAUAUCAACGAGUUCCAGCGCAGCAACAUGUCCGCUGGCACGGUUGGUGAAAUUGCCGAGAAAGCGUGCGCGCUGUUGGACCAGAACCAAGAGUGCUUCACGGCAAACUGGGAGCUCAUAUGGAUGCAGUUCCGAUAUUGGCUAUAUCUGCAGACGCCGAUCUUUGCCGUGUCGGUGCUCUUUGAAUGGCUUGAGAUGUCACGGAACCCGUACGUCGAGAAGCUUCGGCGCGUUGCGUCAUAUAGUGCCCACGCAGGUGCAGGACUUCAACUCAUUGCAUCGCUGUUUUCUUGCGGAGCGUGGAUCGUUCGCGCUGGCGCCAUGAAACUGAACCCAGCAACUUGGACGAUCGAGUCGCUCCUGUUGACGUUUUGCGCGUUUAGCUAUUCGCUGCGGUGGAUUUCGGCCUCAAACAAGGUGUAUCACUGCCUCCAGCUGAACAACCUCUUCGACUUGCUCUCGAUCACGUCGCAUUUUGCACUGGGCACAUCUGUGGCUGUCGGCAAACUCCGCUACUCGUGGCUCAACUUUGCAUUUCUUCGGUCCUACAUCAUCUACCAUGUUCUCGCGACUGUGUUUGACCGCUACAAGUCGAGCUAUUCCAUGCAGCUUGGUCGGAUCCUCGUCAAGACGGCAUGCCUUAUCUUCUUUUCGGCGGCUGUAUUGUACUCGCUGGAAUACCUUGGCGAGAUGCCCGACACGAACUCGUUCUUGGUCCAUGUCUACAUGUGCCCGACGCCUGCCGGCGACCUCAUCCCAUCCAACAACACGGACGGGUUCGAGUCGGGGCUGUGCACCGAGCGCAUGAGCCUUUUCACAUCGCUCUACUUUAUGCUUGUGACAGUGUCGACGGUCGGCUACGGCGACAUCACACCCAAGACCGUGCUCGGUCGAUUUCUUGUACUCUUUUUCAUCCCCGCGGGCAUUUACUAUUUUGCCGCGGAAACGGCCCACCUCGUCGCUAUAUUCGAAGACCGACGGCUUGGCCGGCGCCAGUAUGCUCUCAAGCGGUUCACGCCGCACGUCGUGCUCACAGGAAACCCUUCUGCGGUCCAAGUGCUUGAUUUUCUCCGCGAAUUCUUCCACCCCGACCACGAUCAACAUUUGUCCAAGUCUGCGUCCGACCAACUAAGUCCCCAACCGUCGGGCCCGACGAGACGACAGCGCCACGCCGCCGCCCGCACGCGUCACAUAGAACUCGUGGUGCUCGUGGAAUUCCAUGGGAAUGUCGAAGCCGAGGCUGCUUUCCACCGAGUCGUAUUGGACUACAUCGACGCCAAUCCACACAUCCACGGCAAAGUGACGCUUCUGUCGGGGUCCCCGCUUUCCGACACGGACCUCCGCCGCGCCAAAAUUCGCGCCGCGACCGCCAUUUUCUUUCUCCCGAACAAGUAUGCCAAGCUCGCGAAUGAAGAAGACGCGGCCAACGUUCUCCGGGUGCUUGCCGUAACCAACGUCGUGGCCGACGCAUCCCACUUGUACGCCAUGGUCGUGAAUGCGGAAAACCACAAGCUCCUAGAAGCGACGGGAAUUCCGUCGGACCAUUUGGUGUGCUCGGACGAGAUCAAGCUUGGGCUCAUGGGUCUGAGCUGCCGGUGCCGCGGGCUAUCGACGCUGAUGGCAAACCUGAUCGGGUCGUUCGACAUGGAUGCGUUCGAUGCGGUCGUGCGCGAAAACGAAGAGAAGGGCAAUGUCGGGGCCGGUGACCAAGUGCCGCUCUGGGUCGAAGAGUACGUGACCGGUGCCGCGAAAGAGAUUUAUGCAUGCCAUGUCACUGCUCGAUUCCACGGCAUGUCGUUCCUCGAUGCGGCGCACACUGUGUUCCAAGACACGAACGGCCAGGUGCAGUUUCUGGCUGUGCAGGACGACCACGAGAUUGUGACGAACCCUGGCCACACGUUUGUGUUGACGGAGUCCACCAAGGUGUACAUGAUUGCCGAGUCGCUCAAGACGAUACAGCCGUUUGCUGCCGUUGGCCAAACCAUGCACACAUCCAAGUUGAUGGCACUGCUCAAGGUUCGCAAUCAACUCGUCAAAGCUGCCCACCGCGCUCGCCACACGGUCGAGAAGCGCAUCCCCAUGUCCGUCCGGGACUACAUUGGCCGCAUGGUGACACUAGAAAAGGCGUUGCCGCCCCCGCCCGCGCUCUUGGAUGUUGGGGGACAUAUCGUGAUUUGCAGCGGCCCGUCGGGUGACCAAACGAUUACGCGGCUGGUCAACUUUUUGCGGCCACUGCGCAAGGACCACGUCAUGGCGCCAGUCGCUGUUGUGAUCAUCCACCCGACCGAAUUCAAAGACAGCGCGUGGGCCCAGUUGAGUGUGUUUGGCAGCGUGUAUCAUUUGCAAGGGUCGCCGCAGAAGCACAGCUGCUUGGUCCGCGCCGGGAUUUACAAGGCGUCGGCCGUGAUCGUCCUGGACCAAGGGUCCGAGGAAGGGAAUUUGACGGAUUCUGAAGCGAUUUUCAAAACGAUGCUGAUCGACGCCGCGAUUCAGGACACGCCCCAGUUGGUCCACUGCGACCAGUUCUCGAUCAUCGAGCUCAAGGAGGAGCAUUUCAACAAGUAUUUGGACAUUCUGCACGGUAGCGGAAACGACAGCGCCUUCCCAAUUCCGCCGGUGGCGCCACCUCCACCAUCGUCGGCAGUCCCGUUACGCGCCAACUCGAUGAACUCGAUGCACACCACGAGCAAUCGAUCGGCCACUCCCAUGCUGUCCGAGACGCCGCUAAGUCCGCAACCCGUCAAGGUCGCGCUGUCUUCACUGCGCCCGACGCAAUCCCUGGCGCAGCAGCAAAUCCCGCAGUCGUCCCGGUCCCGCAGCUCCCGCGCGUCGCAAGCUUCGCGCAUCUCACAUGCCUCCCAAGCAACCGGUCGUAGGUUGAUGCUGCAGCGAAGCUACUCGAUGGACUUUACGCAAUGGGUGGCAGACAAGUGGUCGACGACUAAGGACAUUCUCGCCGAAAUCCGCACGGCGUUGUUCAAGAAUGAUCUGGCGCGCGACGCCACCGACAGCCGCGGCACCGCCAACAAGGCAUACGCCCUCAUGGAACAGUUCAACGUGGACGACGAGACGUUCUUCCAGGAGCGGUACAUCAGCGGUGGGCUCUUUCCGGCCUACGUCGCGGACGAGCUGCUCAUUCAAAGUUUUUACAACGCGUCGAUCAACAUGUUUAUGCGCCAUGUCCUGGACGGCAAGUCCAUCUUCAUGCUGUACGACAUCCCGGCGCAGUGGCGACACCUCCAACUUACGUAUGGCGAACUCGUGGAACGAAUGACGCGGCAGCAUUCCCAUGCUCUGCCCAUUGGGCUCCUCCGCGCGCCGUCGUUCCUCAAUGGCGCGGCCAAGCCGUACGUGUACACGUGCCCAUACGUCCACACGAUUUUGGACCCCCAUGACAAAGUCUUUGUCCUGAUCAACCACAGCGCGAUCCAUCGAGUCGCAAAGAAGUUGCAGCGCCGAUUUUCCGCACGGAGACGUUGGCGCCAUGCCACCGCAGAUGCUGCUUCCCAAGCGACACCACGCCACCGUCAUCCGUCCAGCGAUGAGUAACGGAUCGCUAACAUUGAACUUCACGUGCUGCUCCUUUGUAUUCACGGCACGAAGAAGAUCCGUGGACGUCGCGUCGCCGCAUGCUCCUGUCGCAUCUCCCCGCGACUCGUGUAUUUGAUUGAGAAGAUGUAAUUGGCAGGAUUCAAAAAAUGGCGAUAUUUUAC